Molecule: messenger RNA, 1261 nt
Organism: Erigeron canadensis
Lineage: Eukaryota; Viridiplantae; Streptophyta; Magnoliopsida; Asterales; Asteraceae
Product: polyubiquitin-B-like
Exons: 2
Coding region: 43-1083 (346 amino acids)
Biological process (GO): protein ubiquitination; modification-dependent protein catabolic process
Cellular component (GO): nucleus; cytoplasm
Molecular function (GO): ubiquitin protein ligase binding; protein tag activity
Source: RefSeq, a predicted model, not a curated record
GUACUCACGUUAUUAACUAUUCCUGUCUAUUAUUAAAAAAGAAUGGCGAAAACAUUCUAUGGGAAACGAGCCCCUUCAGUACGUAAACCCGAAGUAGAUGACGAUACUAACGUCAACGUCGUCGAUGAUCAUUCCAAGACCGUCGUCGUCGCCAGUGACAAUCUUACCAAUGAAGUCAACGACGAUAAUUACAAGAUAUUUGUCGAAUCGUUCACCGGAAAGACCAUCUCUUUGAAAGUUAAACGCUCAGAUACCGUUGGCAAUGUGAAAGUCAAGAUCCAACGUAAGGAAGAUAUUCCCAUUGACCAGCAGGCACUGAUCUUUGACAAAGAGAUUCUUGAGGACAUCAAUACUCUUGCGAACUUCCCCAUCAAGAAGAAAUCCAGAUUGACACUAUUGCGUAAAUCAAGUAGCUUGAUCCAGAUACAUGUCACGACUCCCAAAGGACAGACCUACUCUCUGGAAGUCAGACCCUCAGAUACCAUCCACAACGUGAAAGCCAAGGUUCCUGGUUUCCCCCCUGAGGACCAGGAACUGAUAUUCAACAAAAUGGUCCUCGAGGAUAGUGGUACCAUUGCCGACUACAACAUCGAAACAGACUCCGCCCUUACACUUAUGCUUAAAUCAAAUGGAUGGAUGGAAAUAUUCAUCAAAACGCUCACUGGAACGACCAUCUCUUCGUUCUUCAAACCCACAAGCACCAUUCAUGACGUGAAAUCAGAUAUCCAGGUUCAGGUAGGUGUUCCCCGUGCUGAGCAGGCACUGAUCUUUAAUGAAAUGGUUCUCGAAGACAGUGGUACCCUUGUCGAUUUCCAAAUCAAGAAGAAAUCCACCCUUACACUUAUGCGUAAAUCAAGGGGAUUGAUGCAGAUAUUUGUCAAGACCACAUACGGAAACAAGAUUACCCUGGAAGUCAAACUCUCAGACACCAUCAGAAUUGUGAAAGCCAAGAUCCGGGAUAAGGGAAGAGUUCCCACAAUUGGGCAGAAACUGAUGUUCAAGAAAAUGUGCCUUGAGGACAGUUCUACUCUUGCUGAUUACCGCAUCCACAAGGAUUCCACUCUACAUCUUAAGUUUGUUUGAGGGGAUGAGGAAGUUUAUUAAUUAGGCAGCACAUACCUAAUGAUCCAUAUUAUAUAUCAUGCUUAAAGGAUGAUGCAUUGUGUCUUUUGGAGGUAGCUCUGUUUUGUUACAAGUAUGUGAAUCCACUGAACAGUAGCGUUUACUAUUAUAGUGCUCAUUCCUUUUGUUAAGUACAAAA